Messenger RNA from Hyalella azteca, 1331 nucleotides. It is a transcript of the gene Polr1F, whose product is annotated as probable DNA-directed RNA polymerase I subunit RPA43. The record is from RefSeq and is a predicted model, not a curated record. The transcript is spliced from 6 exons. NCBI's taxonomy places the organism in Eukaryota, Metazoa, Arthropoda, Malacostraca, Amphipoda, Hyalellidae. The coding region runs from base 16 to 1041 and encodes 341 amino acids.
UCUAUAUUGAACAAAAUGCUUUAUCAUCAAUUGCUGGAUCCAGAACUAAGAGAGUUUAAAAUUUCACUGGAAUAUCACUACUCCACCUUCAGGUUAGGAGGGCUCAUCCUAGGGUAUGAAGAUGUUAAAGUCUUCUCUGGAUCUGGACAGCUUUACUCAACAAAUCCUUAUGUACAUCUGUCUAUUAGUGCUGUAUUUUAUGUAUUUGCUCCAACCAAAGGACUGCUAAUUGAAGGUGUUGUAAACAAAGUCACUCCACACAUGGUGAGUUUCUUGGCCUACAACAAGUACAACAUCAUCUAUCGCAUUCAUCAAGUGAAGCAAGAACUUCAACUCCAGAGGUCAUGUAUGAAGAAAUCAGAAGCCUAUCAGAGCCUCAAGUCAGUCUUGAAGCACCUGCAGGAUCUCAGUUUGAUUGAAGGCACUCGUUGUACUCUACUCUUACAAGAAGUUGGUCUCAGAGACUUCCUUCCCCAAUUACUGGGGCAUCCAGUGCCUGAUGGGUUUGAUGUUUCCAUACUGGAUGCUAGUAACUUGCAGCCUUUAUCUGAUGCCAACAAAAAACGAGUUCGUUUCCAUGAAGAUGGGGACUUCAGCAGUGGCGCAACCGAUUCAGACUGUCUGACGUCCCAUGAGGAAGGUUAUUCAUCAGGCGACCUGUGUAGUCAGCUGUCCGAUUCUAGUGUAUCACGCAGCUUCUCUAAGAGUCAUAAGAAGGAGAGGCAGAAGCAAGAUUCCCCCAAUAAAGAUGUCUCUACUCCAGUCCCGUUUCUCAAAAACAUGAAACAAGAAAAUCCUUCACCUGAUAUCUCGUGUGAGUUGAAUGCAUCUCAAGACUCGAUGACACCAAGUGAAACUCGCACCAAAAAGAAGAGAAAGCGAGGACAUGAAGCAAAUGGUGAUGCAGUUGAUUUCAAGGAGCUCACAGAGACAAAGAUAGAGAGAAGCGAUGAUGACAAAGAUCAGAAGAGUUUGAUAAAUGAAAGUGACCUCAUGGAUUCCAACGGCAAGAAAUCCAAGAAAAGGAAGAGGAGAGACUGACAUUUGUUGGGAUAUAAUUAAGGUGGCGGAUCCCGUAGUUUGCCGUACAGCUCUCAAGAUCCAACAAAUACACGAGCAGAACAACUGUUUUUUAAACCGAAAUUUGUCACUAAAUGUUAAAGUUUAUUCAACUCAACGAAUUGACUGAAUACUUAAUUAUAACGCUACAUAUUAUGAAAAUAGGUUAAAUAUCCUCUCAUUUUACAUAGCAUAUUGGAAUUUAGAGGACUAACUAUUGAAUGAUGUGUUGAAUGUAUUUUAUGUGCCAAGAUUGAUACCUCUUGCUGGGC